Cajanus cajan (pigeon pea) is the source of this 867-nucleotide messenger RNA. RefSeq names its product Calcium-dependent lipid-binding (CaLB domain) family protein. The record is from RefSeq and is a predicted model, not a curated record. Lineage: Eukaryota; Viridiplantae; Streptophyta; Magnoliopsida; Fabales; Fabaceae.
AAAAGAAAUUAUUAGAAAAGAAAAGAAAUGGAGAAAAAAUCAGAUUCCCCACGGAAGUCUCUGAUGGAAAACCUUCUUGGCCUUCUCAGGGUUCGCAUCAAGCGCGGUGUCAACCUCGCCGUUCGUGAUGUCCGAAGCAGCGACCCUUAUGUUGUCAUCAAGAUGUACAACCAGAAACUAAAGACUCGUGUGAUUAAAAAAGAUGUGAAUCCUGAGUGGAAUGAAGACCUUACACUUUCUGUUAUAAAUCCGAAUCACCCAGUUAAACUGACUGUGUAUGACCACGACACAUUUAGCAAAGAUGACAAAAUGGGAGAUGCAGAAUUUGACAUUUUGCCCUUUAUAGAAGCCUUGAAGACGAACUUAACUGGCCUUCCAAAUGGUACUGUAAUCACAAGAGUGCAGCCAAGCAGUAAUAACUUCCUGGCAGAUGAGAGCUGCAUCAGUUAUUGCAAUGGCAAGGUCGUCCAGGAUAUGAUCCUUAGAUUGCAAAAUGUGGAAUGUGGUGAAGUGGAAAUCCAAUUACAGUGGAUUGAUCUUCCUGGUUCUAAGGGUUUAUGAUGAUCUUAUGGGGUUUAUGUAUUAACAACAACAUGCAUAUAAACUGGCUUUUGCCUUGUACUAUUUAUGGUCAGGUUUGUCUAUAAGACAUGUUGAGGAACAAACUUGUAUUUAUAUCCGGUUGUGAUGCAUUUGUAUAGUUUAGAACUUUUUUCCUUUCAUGGGGUCUCAUUGUGUUUUGGAAUGUGUGGAGGCAUUGAUUUGGUCCUAUAUGCUAUAUGAAAUCUGCAUGUUAUUUAUAAAGUAAUCAUGAGAAGGAAAUAUGUAUGCAACAUUCAAAGAGGAGGCCAGAGGGUUUAUAAAUGA